Messenger RNA from Schistosoma rodhaini, 252 nucleotides. The record is from the annotation of a GenBank genome assembly. NCBI's taxonomy places the organism in Eukaryota, Metazoa, Platyhelminthes, Trematoda, Strigeidida, Schistosomatidae.
AUGCUGGUUGGCGGCCUACUCUCUUCCACAAGAGGUAAUAGACAUAAUUGUACAUAUCAAAAUGCACAAUGCACACAGAUACAUAUCCUAACUCACACAUGCUCCCUCCCUCUCUCUGUGUCAAUUAUUGAUAAGACAAUCCAUUGCGAAAAAAAGUUGACUGAACACAUACCUCCAUCAUCAUCAUCAUCUAUACAUAUUCAAUCCUAUGUUUCUCAUUCAACAUGGUUGAAAGAAGAAAAGGAAUAUUGA